AUGUCAUUCAAGCUGGGCCUUUCAGGGUCGGCGCACUCGACCACGCAGCUGAGCGACCACGUGCUGCCGUCGCGCGCGAGCGUGCACCGGGCCGUCGCGAACGACAGCUACAACGACCUGACGCUGAACCUGAUGAGCACGCUGCGCAACAAGCACAAGACAGAACCGCAGGGCCUGGGGCGCGACUACUGGCUAGACGACUCGUCGGCAACAAAGUGCCGGUCGUGCGACCGCACGUUCACCACGUUCCGCCGCAGACACCACUGUCGGAUCUGCGGCAAGAUCUUCUGCAGCAACUGCACCACGUUCAUUGACGGCGACAAGUUCAACCAUCCGGGCAAGAUGCGGGUGUGUCUGUUGUGCCUGAAACUUGCCGACCGGUACGAGGAGUACGCCUCGAGCGAGGACGAGUCGGUUGGCGACGAGUCGACGAGCUCGACGCAGGUUUCGGAGACGCUUUCGCCGGUGCGCGUGGACUCUGAGAGCCGCGACACGCUUUCGCUGGCUGCGACGACGGACGAGCAGUUUGUGCCGCGGUCGGCGCCGACGCCGCCGCCGAUGAUGGCGAUCCCGACGACGCGCAAGGGCGAGGCGAUCGAGAUCGACAUCCCGCGCUCGAACUCGGUGAGUCGUCGCAGCCGGGGCAACACACUGCUGGCGAGCCGGCCGUUCCACGCGGGCAACGGAGACACGGGCGCGCGCGCGGAGCAGGACAAGAAGACGCUGACGCCGCUCAACUUCACGUCGGCGGCGGCGACCGCGGCCGCGGACGCCGCGUCCUCGAUCUUCAACUUCGGCACCGCGAUCCUGCCGGGCAACCACCAGCCGUCCGCAGACGCGCGCCCCGACGAGGAGUACGCGCUCUCGGCCUCGCACACGCUGCUGAGCUCGCCGUCGGAGCUGUCUGACGACGAGGACGAGCCGGGACUGCUGGCGUUCACGUCCGUGCACUCGAACCCGCUCAACAACCACGAGUUCAACUGGACGUACCAUAGUCCGAACGCCAGCAUGUUCAAGCUCGAGGACGCGGGCAGCGUGACGGGGCGCAAGGUGUUCCGCUCCAACAGGGCGCGGCGGCCGGCCAACUUCCACCGGCUCAAGCACCGGCGCAUGAGUCGCAGCGGGACGCGCGUUGCCAGCGACGCGAGCUCGGGCGCGCCUUUCGCGCGUGCUGUUUCUGGCGGGUUCGGGUUCGGGUUCGAGGAGUUUGAGUUCAUGGACGAUUUCCUGCGCGCAGGCGAGAACCACGCCCGUCAGCUGCUCACCCAGCUGCUGACCGACCGCGAGGUGGAGCACAUCGACGUUUGGGCACGAACGCUGAUCAAGUGUCUCAAACGGGUGUCCAGCGUGCCCGUGGAGCUGGCGAACGGCGAGAGCUUCGACAUCUCGAACUAUCUCAAGCUGAAGCGGAUUCCCGGCUCCUCGAUCGAGGACUCGGCCGUGCUGGACGGGAUCGUGUUUUCCAAGUGUCUGCCGCUCAAGACGAUGGCCGACUGCAUUCUGAGCCCGCGCAUCAUGCUGGUGACGUUCCAGAUCGAGUACGAGCAGGAGGCAGACACGCGGUUUUCGAGCCUCGAGCCGCUCAUUGCGCAGCAGGACCAGUAUCUGGAGAAGCUGGUGGCGCGAAUCGUCGCGCUGAAACCCAGCGUGGUGCUUGCCGAGAGCACUGUGAACGGGUACGCGCUGAAACUGCUCGCGGACGCGGGAAUCACCGUGCUGUUCAACCUCAAGCCGCAGCUGCUCAGGAAAAUCGCGCGCACAACCAAGGCCGACGUGGUCAACUCGAUCGACAAGCUGGCCACGAGCCCGGCGCUGGGCCGCUGCGGCAAGUUCGAGGUGCGCUCGUACGUGCACGAUUCGGUGCGCCGGACGUACGUUUUUCUGACGGGGUGCAACCCGGAGGCCGGGUUCACGGUCGUGCUGCGCGGCGGCAGCAGAGAGGAGCUGGCCAGGGUGAAGGAGUGCGCGACGCUGAUGGCGUACGUGUUUUUCAACGUCAAGCUGGAGUCCGGACUGAUGCGCGACCAGUGUCUGCAGGCAGGCGACUACGACUUCCACCCGGCCGUGGAGCCGCUGCACAGCAUGAGUCUGGGCCGCUACCAGGACGUGGAGCGCGCGUUCGACGUGCGGAUCCUGUCGUCGUCGCCGUGGGUGCGGUUUGAGCGGCCGUUUGUGCUCGAGCGGCUGGCGCUGUACCAGGCGCGGCUGGACAGGAACGCGGAGCUGCUGCGGCGGUUUGCGGAGCUGGCGCGGGGCAGCGCCGGUACCGGCGACGCCGUGGACGAGCUGCUGGUGCAGUGGAACGUGCGCGUCGACCCGGACGAGCUGCCGCAGCGCGACGCGGACCUGGCGAAGCUCGUCGAGCAGCACGAGGACUACGUCGACAGGCACACCCGGUACGAGAUGUCGCUCGCGGAAAAGCAAUGGGAGCAGUUCUGGCACCCGCGCCGGUUCGUGUUUUUCGACCCGAGCUACCACCAGAACAUCGUCACGCUGUACAGCAUGGUGUCGACGAAAAACGCAACGCCGUGCGUGGGCCCGGAAAUCCAGGUCACCGACUACUACUGGGACAACGACUUCUGUCUGGGCCAGUACAUCGAGCACCUCUGUGUGAACGCGGGCCAGCUGUGCACGGAAGGGUGCGGGCUGACGCUGAAGGAGCACUUCCGGUCGUACGUGCACGGCGGCGGCAAGGUGGACGUGGUGGUGGAGACGAAUCCGAAGCCGUUGCAGGGCCGCGAGAACAUGAUCAUGGCGUGGAGUCUGUGCAAGAGCUGCCAGAACACGACGCCGGUGCUUCCGCUGAGCGACAACGCGUGGAAGUACUCGUUCGGCAAGUAUCUGGAGCUGUCGUUCUGGUGUCGCGGGAUGAAGGUGAAGGGCGCGGCGUGCGCGCACGAUUUCUACCGCGACCAGAUCCACUACUUCAGUUUCCAGAACCUGGCUGUGCGCGUCGAAUUUUCCGAGGUGGAAAUUCUGGAGCUGGUGCCGCCCAAGUUCCAGCUUUUCUGGAAGCCCGAGUACGACCUGCAGAUCAAGGUGCAGACGUACAGGCAGGUGGUGAAGCGGACGACGGUUUUCUUCGAGAGCGUGCGGAGCCGGCUGAACCGGUUGAAGCUGGACAGCAUGACGGAGGACCGCAUCGAGGCUGCGCAGCAGCGGGUGCAGGAGCUGAAGACGCGCGUCGACCAGCAGCAGACGGCGAUGCUGCAGCUGGCCGAGGACAUCUACCGCACGACGCCGGUGUCGGGCCAUUUGCGGCUGACGGGAGUGAUCCGCGAGGUGCAGGAGCUGUCGAACGAGUGGAAUUUCGAGUUCCAGGAGUUCGAUAAGGAUUUCCUGCCCACAGAGAAGGAGAUCAAGAAAAUCACGGCGUUCCAGCUGGACCGGCUGUUCAAGGCGGGCAACGACAAGCCGGGCGAGUUGGCAGAGAAGGAGAAGGAGGAGGAGAAGGAGGAAAAGGAGGAGGAAGGAGCAGGGUCGCGGCGGCGCGGCAACCUCGUGCUGGAAAAAAUCCAGGAGUUGCAGCAGGGCAGCAGCGAGUUGCAGAACCAUAUAUUGGAGACCGGCGACCGCGUGCUGCCGCGGCUGACGGAGCUGAACAGCGAGGGCAAGGUCAAGAAGCUGGCGGAGUAUUUCGACGCGCAGGAGUUUUUCCGGCAGCGCGAAGAGGAGAAACGCAAAUUGCAGGAGAACAGCUACCGGCACAAACUGGUGGCGUCGCGCCCGACGGUCGAGGUGUAUAAGAACGUGAAGGACGCGGUGGAGGAGGAGCGUGCCGAGUCGGACCGGCGCGAGGAGCCGAAACAGCAGCCGGCGCAGCCGCAGCCGCAGCCGCAGACGCAGCCGGAAAAAUCGUCGCUGCUCAAGUCGCUGACGCACUUCUGGGCCGACCGGUCGGCGACGCUGUGGGAGCCGCUGUCGUACCCGCUGGGCCCGACAGAGCACAUAUUUGUCGACUCGGACGUGAUUGUGCGCGAGGACGAGCCGAGCUCCAUCAUCGCGUUCUGUCUGAACACCGCAGAUUACGGGUCGAAGCUGUACUAUCAGGAGAAACAGCAGCAGCAGGACGAGACCGACGACGGCGAGUCUGCGUCGGUGCGGUCGGACCCGGAGACGAAACAGAGCGCGGCCAACAGCCACACGGACGACGGCGCGGCGUGCUCGCCCGAUCUCGAGAAAAUCAUGCUCAAAAAGGGUUUCCAUCUAAAGUACCAGUUUGAGGAAGGGUAUUCGACGAUUUCGUGCAAAAUCUUUUUUGCAGAGCAGUUCGACGCGUUCCGCAGACAGUGCGGCGUGAGCACGAAGUUCGUCGAGAGCCUGUCGCGGUGCGUGAAGUGGGAUUCGACGGGAGGCAAGUCUGGGUCGGCGUUUCUCAAGACGCUGGACGACCGUUUUAUCAUCAAAGAGCUGAGCCGGUCGGAGCUGGAGGCGUUUGUGCAGUUUGCGCCGAGCUACUUUGAAUACUUUUCCCAGGCGCUGUUCCACAGCCUGCCCACGGUGCUGGUCAAGAUAUUUGGUUUCUACCAGAUCCAGGUCAAAACGAACAUGCCGGGCGCGCGCUCGUACACGAUGAACGUGCUGAUUAUGGAGAAUUUAUUUUACAACCGCAAGAUGACGCGGAUCUUCGACCUGAAGGGCUCGAUGCGCAACAGACACGUCGAGCAGACGGGCAAGGAGAACGAGGUGCUGCUGGACGAGAACAUGGUGGAGUACAUUUACGAGUCGCCGCUGUUUGUGCGCGAGAACGCGAAACGGCUGCUGCGCGCGUCGUUGUGGAACGACACGCUGUUUCUGGCCAAGAUGAACGUGAUGGACUACUCGCUGGUGGUGGGCAUUGACUCGGAAAAUAAGGAGCUAGUGGUGGGGAUUAUCGACUGCAUCCGCACGUUCACCUGGGACAAAAAGCUGGAGAGCUGGGUCAAGGAGAAGGGCCUGGUAGGGGGCACCGGCGUCGGCAAGGAACCGACGGUGAUCACGCCGAAACAGUAUAAAAAUCGGUUCCGCGAGGCGAUGGAGCGGUACAUUUUGAUGGCCCCCGGGCCGUUUUACACCAGCACGUAA
Messenger RNA from Ogataea angusta, 5064 nucleotides. RefSeq lists its product as uncharacterized. Bases 1 to 5064 code for a protein of 1687 amino acids. Gene Ontology annotation, molecular function: 1-phosphatidylinositol-3-phosphate 5-kinase activity; ATP binding; metal ion binding. Gene Ontology annotation, biological process: phosphatidylinositol phosphate biosynthetic process. Lineage: Eukaryota; Fungi; Ascomycota; Pichiomycetes; Pichiales; Pichiaceae. The record is from RefSeq and is a predicted model, not a curated record. The transcript has a single exon. Gene Ontology annotation, cellular component: endosome membrane; fungal-type vacuole membrane.